CGCUCUGCCUCCCACGCCUCGCCCAACAUCGUGCGCUGGCUCUCCUCCAAAUCUCUCGCCGACGAAAAGAUCGAAGACAUCACCGAGCUCUACGCCACCGCCCGAGAUGAAUUUGAGAUGGCGAUGGAGGAGACGGAGAAGAUGACCGUGUACGCGGAAGAGGAUCGGAAAGCGGCGAGGGAGGAACUCGACAAGGUUCAAGAGGCGUAUCGGAGUAUUGUGGACGGACCUGAUCAGCAGUUGGCGGAGGAGGUGCAGAGGCGGAUAGGGCAGAGAAUUAGGGAACUGGAGCAGGGGGUUGCUGCUAUGGAGGAGUUGGCGCAAAAUCAGGACUAG
Baudoinia panamericana UAMH 10762 is the source of this 336-nucleotide messenger RNA. RefSeq lists its product as uncharacterized. Lineage: Eukaryota; Fungi; Ascomycota; Dothideomycetes; Mycosphaerellales; Teratosphaeriaceae. The record is from RefSeq and is a predicted model, not a curated record. The annotation marks the transcript as partial. The transcript has a single exon.